Messenger RNA from Soboliphyme baturini, 870 nucleotides. NCBI's taxonomy places the organism in Eukaryota, Metazoa, Nematoda, Enoplea, Dioctophymatida, Soboliphymatidae. The record is from the annotation of a GenBank genome assembly.
AUGGCAAGUCCAUUUGCGUUUGUAACUUUCGCGGACGCGUCGAUUGCCCAGCAGCUGGUCGAAGGGAAUGCCAAAUGCAUUAUGAACGGUCGAGUCCUUGUUAUUGCUUACGCGAUUGAAAAAGUGAACAACUUUUCGUCUCCUUCAGACGGUCAAUUGGAACAACAUGUGCCAGAUAAUAAUUUGAAUACAACCUGCAUUCCUCCUGCCACACAGCCGACAAUACUAGAGAACAAUGUGAUUGGUCAAAAUUUGCAUGAUUGCGUGAACGAAGACAAACCAGCCACUGACAGCAGCAUUCUAUCUCCUCCAAACAUGGCGGCGAGUCUGCAUGCUGGAGAGCAUGAGUCGCCACCUCAGCAGCAGCAACUGCCGCUGCCAGAGAUGAAUACACAAUUCGCGCCAAUCUUUCCACUGCCUUGCAAUCAACAGCAGCAAAAAAUCCAAGCUCCUCUUGAUCUGCUGAUUCAAUGCACGGUUGAGAGUCAGGAGGCUAUGCGCCAGGCAUUCUAUUUAUAUGCGACGCAAAUGCAGACGCAUUGCAACGAGCUGAUAAGCAGUUACUUAACCGCUUUCACCGAAGCUUUGCAGCUGGAACAAGAAAACCAGAGCGUCGGGUUUCCCAUGGCGGCCAACAGAAAUACUUCCGCUACAACGGUGAAUAUGACAAAUGGAAACAUCGCUUCCUUUCUUCCAGAAGUUAACCAAGUGACGCCGAUGCCUUUGAAAAUGCCAGUAAACAAUGAGGCACAACCGCCAGCUGCUAAUGAAAGCGCCUACCCUCCUGAAAAUUACGUUCAGCCGACUUGCGGUAACUUUAGAGCAUCUAAUGCCACGUUCAGCCCAAAAUCUACGCCAACCAGAAAAUGA